Messenger RNA from Anopheles marshallii, 1335 nucleotides. RefSeq lists its product as uncharacterized. The record is from RefSeq and is a predicted model, not a curated record. The transcript has 2 exons. Lineage: Eukaryota; Metazoa; Arthropoda; Insecta; Diptera; Culicidae. The coding region runs from base 1 to 1335 and encodes 444 amino acids.
AUGAAGCAAACAUUCGCUAUAAUUGUGGCACUUGUUGCCCUAACCGGGCACGUGUGCGUUGGACUUGGGGUUGGAGUCAGUUUACCUACGGUUUCUGUCGCACCGGUUACUGUGCCGUCGGUUACUGUGGGGCCUAUCGCCGUGACUGUGGCACCUGUUACUGUUCCUCCGGUUACGGUUCCCACCAUCGCUGUUACGGUUCCAGUGACAGUUCCAUCAGUGACAAUACCUGCCGUAACGCUUCCCGUCACAAUUCCAUCGAUUGCUGUGACGGUACCAACUUUGGGAAUCACCGUUCCAACGCUGGCCGUUACAGUUCCUACAUUAGCAGUCACAGUGCCUACCCUCGCCGUGACAGUGCCUUCCGCAAUUCCUAUACUAGGAACAGUGGCUGGGUUGUUGACCACAACAACGACUGCAGCCCCAACAACAACGACUACGAAGGCGUCUGCCAGUACUGUGGUCUUCAAUAUCGGUGGCAGCAUUCUAACAGUCGCUGCUUCUGAUGUAGCCACAAUUCAGGCUAUAGUUCAAGCUCUGCAAGCCACUGCAACAACAACUACCGUUGCUGCAACAACUACGACAACGGUUAGCCCAACAACAACGACUACUGCUGCGGCCACUACAACUACUACCGCUGCUGCCACGACAACGACCGCUGCUGCAACAACAACCACUACAACAACUGCUGCCGCAGCAGCAACAACAACGACAACCACAGCAGCACCUACCACAACUGCUGCCGCUUCCAUUUCGAUAUCCAUUACGAUUAAUUACAAUGGGUCGUCCGUAAUAAUCGUAGCCAACAAUAGUUCACUGCUGACAUUGCUUACUCAGCUGUUGAAUCAACUAUCCACGACAACAAGUGUUGCAACAUCGACGACGACUACUGCUGCGUCGACUACUACAACUGGUACUACAACCGGACGUCCGGGUGGUUGCCAUAGGCAUCAUCAUAGCCACGAGCACUUCGGUUUAGGUUUUGGUGGAAGAAUCGGUAUCGGUGGACCAGGUGGUAUUCUUGGUAUAGGCGGAGGAAUUCGUAUUGGUAGACCACCGAUCGCACCGAUCGCACCGAUAGUUGCACCCGCUCCGAUAGUUCCGUUUGCUCCGGUUGGACUCGUUGCCAGACCGGUGCUGACCGCUGCCGGCCAAAUUGUAAAUGGAAUAGGAGCAGGUAUUGGCAAUAUAGUAGGAGGCGUUGCAAAUGCUGCCGCCGGUGUCUUGCGAGGUGUAGGUGCGGGACUUUCCGCAGGAGUAGGAUUGAAUGGUGGUGCUGGCAUAGGUGGAGGCAUUGCUCUGGGCAUCAGAGGCAAUGCGGCGUUGAUGGGCUGA